AUGACUGUGGAAAAAACUCCUAAUGUCUUUAUUGCACCUGAUAUGCCUAUUGAUGAGGCUGUCGAGCCCGAAAUCGAUUACGAAGGCCUCGGCGAUAACUAUCCUCUUCAUAUCAAUAUGUUGGCGGGCUCUUUGGCCGGUAUUACAGAGCAUGCCGUCAUGUUUCCCGUUGAUGUUGUAAGAACGCGUAUGCAAGUGCUUACGUCCUCUCCAACCGCCACAUAUUCUGGUAUUUUCGAUGCCUUCUCACGAAUCAGCUCAUUGGAAGGUGCACGUACGCUUUGGAAAGGCAUCGCCUCAGUCAUCCUGGGUGCAGGUCCAGCGCAUGCUCUCUACUUCGGAACAUAUGAGCUCGUGAAAGACCUCACAGGUGGUAAUAAGCUCGGUUUUCAGCUCUGGAGUACCUCGGUUGCGGGCGCCUCUGCUACAAUUAUCUCCGAUGCAUUUAUGAAUCCGUUUGACGUUGUUAAGCAGCGCAUGCAAAUGUACAACAACACUUACUCAUCUGUUUGGGAAUGUGCGCGGUAUGUAUACCGAACAGAAGGCUUGCGCGCAUUCUUCUUGUCGUAUCCCACAACGCUCACAAUGACUGUACCUUUCACGGCUAUUCAGUUUGCCACGUAUGAAUGGGCUAAGGGUAUUUUGAACCCCUCGCACUCUUAUUCUCCAUUUACGCACGUUGUGGCUGGUGGUUUUGCCGGCGCCAUGUCAGCUGCGUGCACGAACCCGCUAGACGUUGCUAAAACCCUGCUGCAGACUCGAGGGUUGAGUCACGACAAGGAGAUUAGCUCGGCUACCUCGAUGACUCGCGCAUUCCAAAUCAUUUAUGCACGAGAGGGUCUCCGUGGCUUUGCUCGUGGUCUUUCACCUCGCAUCUUUACACAUAUGCCCUCGAAUGCCUUAUGCUGGCUCUCAUACGAGAGUUUCCGGUUUGCUCUGCGUGAAAAGCCUGUGUUGUAA
Molecule: messenger RNA, 960 nt
Organism: Malassezia restricta
Lineage: Eukaryota; Fungi; Basidiomycota; Malasseziomycetes; Malasseziales; Malasseziaceae
Product: solute carrier family 25 (mitochondrial iron transporter), member 28/37
Exons: 1
Coding region: 1-960 (319 amino acids)
Biological process (GO): iron import into the mitochondrion
Cellular component (GO): mitochondrial membrane
Molecular function (GO): ferrous iron transmembrane transporter activity
Source: RefSeq, a predicted model, not a curated record